CUCUAAUACGCAGAGCCAGGGUUGCAUUUAGAGCUUGACCAGGCUUCACAUCGUCGGAGAACAGAAUGACAGAAGUCUCUUCUGUUACUGCCCAGCCUGAUUGGAACUAUUCUUUCUCGUCGCCCACACUUCAUCGUUCGUAUUCCCAAUCGUCAUUCCUUGUGGGCUCUUUGUCCUUCCAACCUCCUCAAAAGCCUCGCGUCGAGGCUGAAUACAGCUGUCGGAUACCAGUCUCCGUUCACCCGCCCGGUUCCUCGAGUCCUCGAACGGCCCAUACUGACUGCUGGGAUUCGCCAUUGCUUAAACCAACACUGAUCACCAGUGACCCUUACACCGUCCCACCAGCGUCCGGUAGCAUCCCGAUAAACAAUUCAUGUCCUAGUACUCUAGUUCCAUCUAAGCACGCUGAGUUCGCCGAGGACGACGCUAUGGUACAGGUUCAGCCUUCACGACAUGUCGACUAUCUCUCUUACGACUGGAAAGAGGACGAUAUCUGGUCGACGUGGAAACACAUUCUCUCGAACCGAAAGGUGUGCAGUAAUAGUGCGAGACUCGAGAACGCGGCAUGGCGAGCAUGGGCGAAGUCGAAGUACCGGCUUAAGUCCGUGUCCCCUGAGUCUGUGAAUUGGCUGAAGGAUCGCGACGUAACAUGGUUGUACGGUCCUCUCCAGACAAGCUGCGCCAAAAUAUCAACGCCACCUGCUUCUAUAACCGGCGUCGGAAUAUCGAAAUCGGACUCUUUGCUCAACAAGAAACCUAUCCUGAAGAAACGAAGUGACUUCGAGAUCAUGCUUCGACUGUCGCCAUCCUCGGCAUCACUCCUAAAUCCAGCAGCAUUGAGACAAGGCAUUGGCAAUGAAUUCCCCUCCGCCACUACAUCGCGGGAACGGUCACCAGCAGCGAUCGAGAAGCGACAUAUUCAUUUCUAUGACAAAGUUGAGCAGUUUAUCGCAAUGGGUGUCGAAGAUGGCGAUGGCGACAAAGACCCAAGAGAAAUCUACAGUUAUGAUGAUGAUAGCUCGUCGGACGAUGGACUUCUCAUCAUGAAAAGGCCAUCGAAACCGAAGGUUCUACAACAAAGCAAUCGAAACUGCUCGCAGACCAGCUUUAGUCCUAAGAGCAGAACGAUAGCAAUCCUGCCAUCCACAACGCUAAAGUCCGGAGUAGAUACUUUGGAUCUAACUGAGCUAAAAACAAGAGACGACGGAAGGCUCUCUUGGUAUCUCUCGCCGGAGACAUCUCCAUUAACAGAGUCAGCUAUAGACAUACUGCUCGAGAGCCACGACGAAAUUGCAGACGUAUCCUGGAACCUGCCCAGUGCGUCCGCCAACCACAAGAACCGUAUCUCUAUGGCACACGAUAGUUUACUACAGAACUCUUCAUGGGAGACGAGCGGAUGCGAAGCGCAUAGGCAUCUGAGCUGCAAUCCUCGUGGGAUGUCUAUGCUCUGCAAAGAAGGCGACAAUGAUGUGGUAGCAGCGGGUCUAUUUGGGCGAGUGACGGAUGGUAUGAAUACUGCAAAGGACAUCGCAUAUGUCUUAUGGAACGUCGGAUGGGAGAAGUAGUCUUCAACCUCCCCAGUCCCACAUGGCUGUACAGGUGGGCGUUACCUAUGACUUCGAC
Hyaloscypha bicolor E is the source of this 1623-nucleotide messenger RNA. RefSeq lists its product as uncharacterized. Gene Ontology annotation, biological process: protein catabolic process in the vacuole; cellular response to glucose starvation. Lineage: Eukaryota; Fungi; Ascomycota; Leotiomycetes; Helotiales; Hyaloscyphaceae. The transcript is spliced from 2 exons. The coding region runs from base 66 to 1565 and encodes 499 amino acids. The record is from RefSeq and is a predicted model, not a curated record.